AUUUUACUGUGCGGACGAAUAGAAUAGCUGGCAAGACAUCAGUUCUUUAAAAAUAUUAAGAUAUGUGAUAUUACGUCUGAUAAGUGUAUGGAUUUUUAAAUUCGGUUUUUAUAUAGUUUUAUUGUUGCACCAUUGUUGCUGUUUGUUCUUGUGUUAUAUAUACAUAUAUAAAUAUAUAUAUAUAUAUAUAUAUAUAUAUAUAUAUAUGUAUAUAUAUAUAAUUUAUCUCACUGUCUGAGAGAUGAGAGAGAGUGAAGCUGAUAUCAUCUAUCUAUUCUGUGGAAAAUAAGUAUUGGAAGUGUUUCAGACAUUUCAGUAUAGUUGUAUAUGAAAACAUAAAUAUUUUUGACAACACCACAUUGCACUUAGUUCAUAAUUUCAGAUGCGCUUUUAAAAGGCUACAAUUGAAAAAUUUAUUUAGGCCUAUUAUAUUUAAAAUUUUAACCCGCCAGAGUGGCUAGAAGUGACUGCGUUACACACCACUUCUGAAAUACCUCCGCAUUUGGCAGGUGUUUGGUUGGUUCAUAUACAUGAUCUUAUAUUUUAUAGUUGGGCCGUCAAGUUGUAUUGAAAAAAAAAAAAUCAGUUCAAGUCUUAUUCUUUAUGUGUGUCCUUAAAGUCAUCAUGAAAUCAAAAUUGACCCUAUUUACUUUGUUAGUGCAUAUUCCUAGUCUUGUGUUGAACAAUUUAUCCGUGCAAGUAAAAAAAUUGUUUGUCGUGGUAAUCUUUAAUCAAAAUCUGAAAAGUUACUUCCGGUCUGGAAUAGCGUUCCUUCUCUGAUGACGUCAGUUUGACGGCUUGGGUUGAAAACGCUUAAACCACUCCCCUCCGACCGUUAGUCUGCUAUGAGCGAGAGAUGGAGAGGAGGAGCGCUAAAGUAAAGCCCUGCCCUCUAUUCAAUAUUCCGUUUCACUUGGAAAUACGUCACAACAUUGGAGAAGAGUCGUUUGCAACUUCCUGUUCAUGGGGACUUUAAACGCUGUCAUUAGGGGCAGAUGGGUUGGGGGACAUGAAGGGGUGUCCCUUAUUUUGCCACACUGAAGGUUCCAACCCUAAAGGCCCGUUCACACCAAGAACGAUAACUAUAUAGAUUUCCUCAGCAUGCUGUUUCAAGUGAAUAGCUAGUGUAAUCGAUCUAAUCUAACAGUGAAUUUAGCUGACGAAGCUGAUCUUUUUCACUGCAACUUCAAAAGGAAGCAAGACAGUGUUGUCAAAACUAGCGCUGGAUACCUGAGAUCUGGUGUCUCUCCCACAACAAUUCACCAAUAAAUACUGGGAAUAUUCACAUAAAUCUACAAGAGAAGGACAAACUCCAGGUGUAGCAGCUGAAAUCUGUGCUGUUAAAGAUGGAGUUUAUUAAAGUGGAGAUUGAAGACACGAGUGAUCCAGAACCAUCCAGAAUAAAACAUGAAGAAACUGAGGAACAAAUAGACCAGAUGGAGGUGAUGGAGCAAAAACACAAACUCAGUGAAGUUAAAGAGGAGAAACAUGACUUAAAAACUCAAGGAACAGAAGCCAAAAAGCUGCACACCUGCUCACAGUGUGGAAAGAGAUUCCCAAAUAAAAGAGGAAACCUUAACAGACACAUGAGAAUUCACACUGGAGAGAAACCGUAUACAUGCACUCAGUGUGGAAAGAGUUUUCUUGGUGAAUCAGGUCUCAGAUAUCAUCUGCUCCUUCACUCUGGAGAAAAACCAUUUAACUGUGAUCAGUGUGGUAAAGAUUUUAUUUCAUCAUCAAAUCUAAAAAAGCACCUGAAAGUUCAUUUAUAUGAAAAGCCUUAUGAGUGUUCUUUGUGUGGAAAGAGUUUUUCAAGGCUGGAUCUAUGUAAAAAGCACCAGAAAACACAUAAUGAAAUAAGAGAUCAUGUGUGUUUGGACUGUGGGAAGAGCUUUACUACAGCUGACAGUCUGAAACGGCACCAAAGAAUUCAUACUGGAGAAAAACCUUACAAGUGCUCAUCUUGUGACAAGAGUUUCUCUCAGUCUGCACACCUGAAAUCACAUGAGCGACUUCAUACUGGAGAGAAGCCACACUGUACUCAGGAGAGAGUUUCACCUGAUCAAAAACUCUAGUAAUAUUUAAAAACACACUGAACAAUGUUAUCCUCAGAUCUAGUUCUUUCAGGUAAAUAAUGUGAGAUUCGGAUAAAAUAAAUGUAUAGAAAUGCCACAGGAAUUGUAGAGAUCAUCGUUCACGUAAAAAAAAAAAAAAAACCGUCAUGCACUUAUUCAAUUGCAUUUGCUCCCAUUUAUUUUUGUGCUCACAGGACUGCACAAAACAACUCUCUUUCAGUAUUUUAGUUAAAAAGAGAAAUGCCACAAGAUUUGUAGAGGUGUUUUUUCUGUUUUGAUGUACACUGUUAUGUUGGGGAACAACAUAAGUAUUCAGUCACUUUAAUUUAAUCUAUGAAUUUGAGUUUUUUGGUUUGUUUUUUUUGAAACCCCGUAUUUAAAAUUAGAGAAAUAACUGGAACAAAAACCUACAAUGAGUCAUUUGUCAUUGGUGUAUGUGAAAUUAUUAAUAUUCAAAUGUAUUAUUUUGAUUAAUGUCUAUUAAUAAUUAUUACUUUUAUGAGUCUUAUUAAUCUCUUCUUUAUGAAUUCUAGUCAUUGAUUGCUAUUCAUUUAAUCAUCAUUAAUCAUUAUAUUCCUCAUGCUGCAUUAUUAUUCUUUUACAUGUUAUUGAUUACUUUAAUCAUUUAUUUUUCUAUAUAUAUAUGUUUGAUUAUUUCCAAAUGUUUCUCUUCUGUGCUGAAAGAUCGAGUUGGUGUAUUUUCCUUCAGAAUAACAUACCUUUGUAUCAAAAUAUGUCUGUUUCCAUCUCUGCAGAUAUGAGAUAAUGUAAGAUCGGUGAUAAUCUCUUGAAGGUUUUAAAGGUGUCAAAACCACACCUCAUCUAUCUAUCUAUCUGAAACUGUAGCAUUUCACCAGUCAUGUCGAUUAUGACAUAAUCACCAUUAUAAACAUUUUUGUUUAAACAUAUUUGUACAAUUUUCAUAUUUGAUUCAGUUGUUGUUUAUAAUUGUACAUUUUUACUUUAUUAAUUUGUUAUUGAUAUCUGACAUAAUCAUUACUCGUCUGCCUGGAUCUCACCACAUCAGUCAUUAUGAAACUAUUUCCUCAAUUUGAGUUUUCAAUUAAUUGUGUGUUCUUAGAUUUCUUUGUUCUUUUUUUUUUGGACUUACUAGACACAUUUACACUACAAAGUAGCCUACAUUUGUUGACUCUUAUGCCAAGUUGAUUGUGAUGCUCCUUGUGUAGUCGCAUAAAGCAUAAAAUUUAAAAAAAAAUAUUUGA
Molecule: messenger RNA, 3298 nt
Organism: Ctenopharyngodon idella (grass carp)
Lineage: Eukaryota; Metazoa; Chordata; Actinopteri; Cypriniformes; Xenocyprididae
Product: gastrula zinc finger protein XlCGF7.1-like
Exons: 4
Coding region: 1347-2075 (242 amino acids)
Source: RefSeq, a predicted model, not a curated record